Parastagonospora nodorum SN15 is the source of this 246-nucleotide messenger RNA. RefSeq lists its product as hypothetical. The transcript is spliced from 2 exons. The record is from RefSeq and is a predicted model, not a curated record. Lineage: Eukaryota; Fungi; Ascomycota; Dothideomycetes; Pleosporales; Phaeosphaeriaceae. The coding region runs from base 1 to 246 and encodes 81 amino acids.
AUGCCUCAUCCUGAAUGCAAGGGCUUUACUUCUCCGCCAUCGUUUCCCGCUGCUCACUAUGGCACUGGCGGUCUCAUCGACCAUGGUUUUCACUCGUCCAAAAGUCUCAGAACUUCAGCUAUCCGCCAAUCCGCAAAAAUAUGGCGGUCUUCUCCAAAAGGCUUGCAUGACGAGGUUUUAGCGGUUGUGGAGUAUCAAUGUGGACAGUCACAGGGAUCUCGCGCCAAUGAAGCGACCGGUAUUUGA